This is a messenger RNA of Bipolaris sorokiniana ND90Pr, 1635 nucleotides long. RefSeq lists its product as uncharacterized. Gene Ontology annotation, molecular function: omega-amidase activity. Gene Ontology annotation, cellular component: mitochondrion. The transcript has a single exon. The record is from RefSeq and is a predicted model, not a curated record. Gene Ontology annotation, biological process: oxaloacetate metabolic process; L-glutamine metabolic process. The coding region runs from base 319 to 1212 and encodes 297 amino acids. NCBI's taxonomy places the organism in Eukaryota, Fungi, Ascomycota, Dothideomycetes, Pleosporales, Pleosporaceae.
UCAAACUAGUUUCACUCACACGACUCACCUCUGGUUGGAUCCAAACAUGCUAUACCCUAACCCAGUAGUUCCAUGCCCUGCAUAUAGGCUUGGCGAUUUUGAUCCGAAAUGGCGUGAGAACGAGCAAUGACAUUGUCAGCUCCACUGCACACUACUUACCCCACCCCAGAGCUACUCCAACGCCUCCAACAGCUGGUUUAAAACACACGAGGGUAUGACUAGUAGUUCCUACACGAGCGGUUUGUGCAUAGGCCUGAGCCCCGCUAUCUGGCAUUUCCUUUUUCUUUGCAUUUCCUAACUUUGUGGCCGUUCAGCAGAAUGACGUUGAUUCUCAAAAAGUCGCUAAAGCUCGCGCUGGUCCAGCUGGCGUCGGGCGCAGACAAGGCGGCGAACCUAACGUCUGCGCGGCAAAAAGUGCUCGAGGCGUCAAAGGCCGGGGCGAAGCUGGUGGUGCUGCCGGAAUGCUUCAACUCGCCGUACGGAACAAAGUAUUUUGACAAGUACGCGGAAACACUGCGGCCGUCGCCGCCAUCAGAGUCGCAAUCGCAAACGUUCCACGCUCUGUCGAAACUGGCGCGCGAUGCGGGGGUGUAUCUGGUGGGAGGAAGCAUACCCGAGCGCGACGAGCAGGACGAAAAGAAGCUGUACAACACGAGUCUGACGUUUGCGCCGAGCGGAGAGCUGAUUGCGACGCAUCGCAAGGUUCAUUUAUUUGACAUUGAUAUCCCUGGCAAGAUUCGGUUCAAGGAGAGCGAGGUUCUGUCACCGGGCAACAAGAUUACGCUGGUGGAGUUGCCCGAGUAUGGCAAGAUUGCGAUUGCGAUAUGCUACGACAUACGGUUUCCCGAGCUGGCUAUGAUUGCAGCGAGAAAGGGGGCGUUUCUGCUGCUGUAUCCCGGCGCGUUCAACUUGACGACUGGAGCGCUACACUGGGAACUGCUAGCGAGAGCGCGAGCGACGGACAACCAGGUCUACGUGGGACUGUGCAGUCCGGCGCGGGACAUGUCGGCCGAGUAUAAUGCUUGGGGCCACAGCAUGGUGGUGGAUCCGAAUGCGCAGGUCAUGGAGCAGCUGGACGAGAAGCAGGGCGUGCUGAUGCAGGAGCUGGAGGCGGGCAAGAUUGAGGAGGUUCGGAAGGGGGUGCCGCUGUAUGGGCAGAGGCGGUUCGAUGUAUACCCUGAUGUCAGUGAAGGCGGCAGAUUUGAAGAGUAGAGGAAGAAUUCAAGAUGUCGACUUGAUCAUGGUCGUGCUGAGCGGUGGCCGUUAAAAGGCUGCCGGUAUUGUGAUGAAGCAGAAAAAUAUGCGCGAUGUUGGCAUACUGUCGUCCCUGUGGCCUGCGAGGAUGCGCCAGAGUCAGAAUCAGAGCCAGGGCGCUGUUUGGGCGGAUGGUUGCAAAAGGACGGGGGGUGUAGGUGAGCACUGGGCCGCCCAAAGGCGCCGAGGGGAGGUGGCUGGCAGGGGCUGUGGCAGGCAGAGCAGCGCUGGCUGGCUGCACAAGGCCAGGCAGAGGAGGCAUGCAGUGCACAACAGAACAGAAACUGGGUAAUUACGCGCAAUGGCAGGUGGGUAAAUUUUUUUCAUUAAUAAUAUUGUUAUUUGAACGCGCCAAAGGAACAACUAAUAAAAACAUUUGUC